AGAGUCGAUGCAAAUAUUUUUAAUGGGAAUAUGUCGCUCACUCACAAUUGAGGAUUUUUUUUUUUUUUUUUUUGCUUGUCAAAUUUUAUGUGGGACAACAAAUAGACCUUCAUUUUGUAGUAGUGAAACCACGGAAUACUCAACAAUCGCCGAUACCGUCCGCCUGAACGCACUUGGUGGUGUGAAAACCAGUCGACCUCCCAUCUCCCACAUGUCAACACAACCACAUCGGGAUGCAUUGGUAACGCCGGGUAAUUCCCGUUGUGAAGGACGCUUUUUGAUGGUCAAUAGCUAUAGUCAAUAGUAGUAUUAUACACCUUGCCUAUGAUAUAUACUGUGCGUGCGAUAUAACUUUAGGGAAUCCAUGUAGUCCCUACAUAUUCAUACCCGUGUUACUUCCAAAUACAUUCUUCGUUUGUCGUCUUCAAGAUGUCAGACAACUGCUACAACAAGAAAAGAAACCAAAGCCAAGAUGAAUAUAUUGAGCAGGAAAACAGACUGACUAACCGACAUAUUCAAGCUUUAAGUUUGAUGCAAGAUAUUCAUCGGGAAAAUGAGGAGCUAAAAAAAGAACUGAAGCAAUUACAGGAUGAACUGUCACAUUGUGAAGAAUAUCAUCAGAUCGCGAAGGAUGCCAAAGCUUUCAAGCAACAGGCACAAGAAGAGUGUCUCAAAAAGAUUGACAGGAACAGUGAAAAACUGAACAGGAAACAUAAAGAAGAGGUCAUGUCACUUGUGAGUGCCAAGCUACAGGCAGAAACCGAUUGGUUAGAAGAAAGAGAACGGUUUCAGCAGCUUGUAGAGCAGUAUGAAAAGCAGAAUGCAGUUUUAACUGACCAGCUAGAAGCACUGAAGAAACAUGAUAUAAAAAUAGAUGUAGUUAAUCAGCGCCUUGAUCAAUCCUUGAGAGAGAUGAUAGAGCUGAAGGAAACUAACAAGCAGCUGAACCUACAGAUAGAGCAGCUCCAGGAGAAGGAGAACAACCAGGCUUCAACCUACCUGGAGAAGAUCGAGCGGGUGGAACGGGAGAAGGAGACAUUGGAGCUGGAACUUCAAGAAGUCCAGCAGAGACUGAGAGAGUUUGAGCUCCGGGUGAAGGUCCUGGAGGAAGAGUUGAGUGCUGUUGGUCAACAAACCAAGGAGAGACAUUCCGCGAAGUCAAAACUUAGACACCAACUGGAGCAGGCUGGCAAGGAGAUCGCAGGCUACCAGAAGCAGAUUAUGGAGCUUGAGGAUAUGGUGAGUGACCUCAGGAAAGAACUUGGUGAAAGAACUAGUCAGCGGGAUCAAGAGGCUUCUACCAAGGAGAAACUGUUGAUCUUCUUGCAGCAAUUGCAGGAGGAAUGCAGGAGAUUGAAAGAAGAGCUUGCUUCGAGGCAUCAGGAGAAGCAAUUAGUUGUUCCAGAGAGGGUGGGAUUCAGGGAAUUCGUUCAGAUGAGACGAGAAAUGAACGUUCUUAAGGAGGAGAAUGAUUCACUUAAACAGAACAAGAAGAAGCCCAAGUCGUUACCAAGUUUGAAAGGACCCAGUCCUGAUGGAUACCUUUACGGUGAUUCAAGAACUCCUGGGCAAUCUAAGUCAGAGACUGCUCUCCAGCUCCUCAAGAGAUGACAAACAAAAUAGGUCCAAGUCUAGCAGCCCAACAAAUUUAUGAACUAUUUGAAUCGUAAGUGCCCUUGUGCCAUGACGUUGAUGAUUUACAAGUAUGAAGCCAUAACACUCCAUUGUUUUCCUUAUAUUUGGAAAAAUUAUUCUUUUCAAUUAAUGAGAUUAGUUCACUAGUACUUAGCUGCUGUUGACAUUACCUAUUCAACAUGAUACCGAUAAAAAAACUGUAAAUGUUGUGGCUAAUUUACAGAUGUAGUCUGUUGUUUGUGUAUGUAUGAAUGGGAAUCAAUGAAUUUACCUGUAUUUUGCUUACUCCUUUCCACGCUUAUUUUGCUGCUAUUUUGUGGAUAGCUCCUACAACAAAAUACUGUUACUAAAGAAAAAUCAUAUCCUUUUUAUAUAUGCCAUUUGACAUGAUGCAAAUGUGGUAGCUUUUUUGCAGAUAAACAAUAUGCUCUCACUUUAUAUGCAAGAUCACUAUUAUGAUGCACCAUCAUUUCAUUUGUGGUGUUAAGGAAUGAUGCUCUGGUUUUGGUAGAAGAUGCACAUUGGCUGUGUGCAGAUAUGGCAUUCUGGCUGAGCCCUGUUGAUCUAGAUACACAUCGAUCAUCGGUCAAAAUACUGCAUUAUUUCAGUAAUAAUGCGAUAUACAUGUAUGAACAGGUGAAAAAGUGCCUUAAUCCAGUAUGAAUAAUGUUUACAAUAAUUAUAUUCAAAAACUAAAUCGAACAAAAUGAAAUUAGCUUCUUUUCAUCAAAGUGCUUUGAAAAUAUAUGAAUUCAUAAAGAUUGUAGAAAUUGAUUUCUCUUGAUUUGAUUUGUAUUGACAAGUAAUCAUUAAAAAAACAAGUAAGUAUUUGUCAUAUCUUGAACAAUGUACAGCAUUUAGACAUCAACCCUCAGCAAACUAUACCUCACCAGCUGUUUAAAGAAAUAAUUGCACAUGAUCCUUCUGUGUACAUGUUAUUAUGUCUUUUUAAUUGAAUUCAAGUAAUGUCAAUACUGCAAUUGUUAUUAUAUGUUUGAGGCUAAUCAAAUUUAAACGCAAUGUAUUGUCUUUUAUAUCUGGUGUUUUUGUCUCACAUUGUUUUGUCUUCAUUCAUGUCUAGACGAAAUCAACCCAAAAUAGAGUAUUAGUAAUCAUGUUAUGAUAUUCAAAAAGUAUAUGGAUUUAAAGUAUUAUAAUUCCAAAAUGUAAUUUCUAUUGUAAAGACAAAAAGUGCAAUAUAUUUUAUACUUUAACCUUUUUUAUCAGUCUGCGCUGUUUGCAGUCUAAUUUCUGUCAUAAUUCAUUUACCCAUUUACAUCUUGUAUAAGUGCUUGACAUUUUGAGGUGAUUUGAUUUAUGAAGUUGUAUAUAUUUCAAAACAUGCACUUUGAUAUCAAAUAAUGUAAAUUUCAUUUGAAUUGAUAUAUUUUCCUUGAUAGUAAAUUUAAUCUAUGAUCAUGAAUAGUCAAUAAUUGGUAUUUUGAUACGUACAGUAUAUUGCAUAAUUUUAAGUUUUAGGCUUCUAAUUGAUUCAAAAGAAUAUUAUUUUCAUGGGCCAGGGCAAGGAUGGUUUGGGUUAAAGGGGAAAGGGGCUAUACAGAACUGCUUGUAUCCUAUAAUGUACAUUCUAAUAUAUAAUCACUUUACACUUAACAUCAUAAUACAUUACAUUAAGUAUUACCUGUGCAUUUGACAGAUUUUGGGAAAAUUUAUCAUGUACAUGGAAUUCAGCAGUUAACAUCAAUUAUGUAUUUUUGAUCUUUGGUCUGCAUGAAACAUUCUUAACCAUUUAACUAUUUCAAAUUAGGCUUCUCACUCAAUAUUUCAAAGUUUGAAUUAUGCAUUCAAUAAUAAAAAAGAAAAGAAACAUGAAAAUUAAAAGAUUAUCAUCCGUGCGCAUGAUGUCCAUUCAUUACAACUAUUGAACCCUUUUAAAAAUAUUUUUGUUCAUUUAUAUCUUAAUUUGAUACCAUACAGACUUCAAUAUGCUAUUAAUGAUGGAUGCAUCACGGACACGUGUAUGUCAUCUCUUGAUCUAAUAUUCAUAAGUUUGAUGGAUAGUUGGUUUCUGGAGUCUUUGGAUUUUUUACCUCUGAGAGAUAACCCCCCUUUGCUCAGGUAGAAACCUGCCUGAUUAACAAGCAUAAACUCCGAGAAAACGCCCUGAGCAUUAGCUCAAUUUAGGGGAUGCUUAGGAGUAGAAUAUGCACAUUUGUCAUACUUAGUGAUUCCAGCAUACCAUCGUCUUAUGACCAAACAAGGCAAAAAAUAAGUCUGUACAGAUGAAAGAGAAAUCAUACAGUAGAAAGACAGAUUCUUAUAGAGAGGAGAAAGCAAGAAUCAGAAUUAUUUUUUAGAGGAGAGAGGAACAUAAUUAUAAGGACUGGUGUAAAGGAAAUGCAAAGCAAGGUGGAAAAGAUUAGAGAAUUGUCUGAGAUGAAUACUGCAAAAAUUCUGGUGUUGAUUUAACACCAGCCCAGAAUCUAUAUAUGUCUACACAAGAAAAGUAUUGAAACAACACCAGUUUGGAAUCAAACCGAUGCUGUUUUAAUACUAAUUGGUGUUGUAUAAACACCUAUCUGGAGUUAGACCAAAACAAAACUGGUGUUGUUUAACUCUUCUCUGGUCUAUAGAUCCCGGGCUGGUGUUAAAUCAACACCAGUUUUUGCAGUGAACAAGAUUAAAAUGAGGAUUCGGUGUGAUAGAGAGAAAAUCUACAUGAAGUCAAGAAAUCAUAAAAGAUAUAUUAAGUACUAGUAUUUUAAUGAUGAUUUAAUAAUAAAGUCGUAGCCUGUUCAAAUUA
Messenger RNA from Lytechinus pictus (painted urchin), 4399 nucleotides. Its product is annotated as cingulin-like. Lineage: Eukaryota; Metazoa; Echinodermata; Echinoidea; Temnopleuroida; Toxopneustidae. The record is from RefSeq and is a predicted model, not a curated record. Bases 430 to 1611 code for a protein of 393 amino acids. The transcript is spliced from 5 exons.